AUGUUCAGUGCUGUGGAUGAUCAUAAAGAUAAUGGCGAAAUUCAGCCCGAAGAACUAAGGUUCACCUUCAAACCCAAGACUCAAAUGUCGUGUACCGUAAAGUUGAUCAACAAAUCAAAUCUUUCUCAUAUGGCAUUCAAGGUGAAAACCACACAUCCGAAACUCUAUAGUGUAAAACCAAGAGCAGGCCUUAUCAAACCGUAUGAAACAUGUGAAGUCGUAAUCAUGAGACAGGCUCAACUUGUAAUGCCUCUUCCUCGCGAGAUGGCCAAGGAAAAGUUUUUGAUUGAAAGAAUAUUAUUGUUAGUCCCCGAAGAUACUACUACUUCAAUCAGCAAGGAUAACAUCGCAGCUUUAUUUACAUCCGAAGAUUGGAAAAAACAUAUAGAUAAAAAGAAACUUAAGGCGGUCAUGACUACUACUGAUGAUGAUGGUUGUCAUACAUUACCGGUUAAUAUUGAAAAAUUCGGUGCAAGGCUAGGUGAUGUUGAAGAGCGUAUACGAUUACUUGAGGAGCAGAAGAAUUGUUGUAGUAGUGAUCAAAAGAAGAGUGCUAAAGAUGAGAAACGUAUGGCCAUGAUGGAUGGUAAAACUACUACAGUGGUUAAUUUUCAGAAAUUCGCUGCAAGGCUAGACCAUUUGGAAGACCGAUUACGCGAGGUGCAGGAGAAGUGCUGUUGUGAUGAAAAGAAGAAGAAGAGUAAACAUUUAUCCUUUUUCACCAGGUGUUUUAACAUCUAG
This is a messenger RNA of Erigeron canadensis, 741 nucleotides long. RefSeq names its product vesicle-associated protein 1-3-like. Bases 1 to 741 code for a protein of 246 amino acids. The transcript has a single exon. Gene Ontology annotation, cellular component: endoplasmic reticulum membrane; plasma membrane. NCBI's taxonomy places the organism in Eukaryota, Viridiplantae, Streptophyta, Magnoliopsida, Asterales, Asteraceae. Gene Ontology annotation, biological process: endoplasmic reticulum membrane organization. The record is from RefSeq and is a predicted model, not a curated record.